AUGACAUCAGUCAUUGACCAGAUCAAAGCAGCAGCUCCGCGCAAUCAUGAGCUUCUCGCCAUUCUCUCAGAGACAGACCAUGCACCUCCUGACCUGCAUCAGCAGAGGACGUACCUCGCAGACCUGAACCAGCAGCUCAUCAAUCAAGGCAACAGUAUCCGGAAUCUCGAGCACAAGCGCCAGAAGGAGCUGUCCGAGCAUGCCAACUACCGCGACUCGGUCAUGCGCCGCUUCGCCUACAAGGUGGGCGGCAAAAAGGAAAAGUUUGCCGCCCGCGCCGCCAAGGAGGAGCGCGACUACUUUGACGCCCUGCAGGAGGAGCACAAGGCCAAGGAGCAGCUCAAGGCCGUGGAGGCCCUGCGCGACGACGCGCUGCGGGUCCGGGACGGCCUCGCCGCCGAGGUCGAGCGCCGCGAGCAGGCCCAGCGGGAUCUCGACGGCAUGUACGAGUCCAUCUUCAACGGGCCGACGCCAGAGUUCCCCGACGAGGACCAAAAGGAGCACAAGUGCACCACGGCCUGGCAGGCCUACGAGGAGGCGCGGAACCGGGCCCGGACGCAGGGCCAGGCCGUCGACGGCCUGCGCGAGGCGGCGCGGCGCCUGGACGGCGCCGUCGGCAGCGUCGAGGAGGCCCUCGACCACUCCCGCAUGGACAUGUUUGGCGGCGGCACCUUUACCGACAUGAUGGAGCGCAACGCCCUGUCCCAGGCCGAGAUGCAGGUCCAAGACGCCUUUUGGCAUUUCCGCAACGCCCAGCGGUCGGACCCGCUGAUCCAGGACCUGCCGCCCCUCAAGAUUGCGCAGGGAAACCUGAUGAGCGACGUCUUCUUUGACAACAUUUUCACCGACAUGGCGUUCCACGACAAGAUCAAGGACUCCCGCGCGGAGCUGCAGCGGUGCAUCGAGGUGCUGCGCGUACAGCUGCAGGGCGCCACAUCAAAGCACCAGGAGCUGAGUCGGGACCAGGAUGCUAAGAACGAGGCUCUCAAGACGGCGCGAGCAGACCUGCAACAAGCCAGGAAAGGGAUUUUUGAACGUACAAUUCGUGGUGAUGAUGCACCACCAAGUUACAAGGAAGUCACGGCAUAA
This is a messenger RNA of Pestalotiopsis fici W106-1, 1089 nucleotides long. RefSeq lists its product as uncharacterized. The transcript has a single exon. Lineage: Eukaryota; Fungi; Ascomycota; Sordariomycetes; Amphisphaeriales; Sporocadaceae. The record is from RefSeq and is a predicted model, not a curated record. Bases 1 to 1089 code for a protein of 362 amino acids.